This is a messenger RNA of Cryptococcus deneoformans JEC21, 1056 nucleotides long. RefSeq lists its product as hypothetical. The transcript is spliced from 3 exons. NCBI's taxonomy places the organism in Eukaryota, Fungi, Basidiomycota, Tremellomycetes, Tremellales, Cryptococcaceae. Bases 94 to 837 code for a protein of 247 amino acids. The record is from RefSeq and is a predicted model, not a curated record.
UUUCCAUUUUGGCAAAAAAUUGUAGCAGUGGCUUUCCAGAUAAAUCACACUGUUUUCUGCCCCUCUUCGUUCUUCUCCAUUCGAUCCAUCACAAUGCACAUCCCCGCUGUCCACGCCGAACUCAAUCUCCCCGUGCUCCACGCCUUUAUCCGACAAUACCCCCUCGGCCUCUUCACCACCUCUAUUCCUCACCCCAAAAAUGACACUCUGCAAAUGUCCCACAUUCCCUUUGUGCUCGAUGUCGAUCCUGACCAGGCGGACGACAAGGGUCGAUUGAGGGGCCACAUGGCUCGUGUUAAUCCCCAAUCAAAAUCAAUCAUCGAUUCUCUCAGUGCCAAGGGCGACAGUACCCAGCUUGUAGAGGAAGACAUUCUCAUCGUCUUCAACGCCUCCGUCCAUUCUUACGUUACUCCCAAAUUCUACCUGGAGACUAAACCCACGAGUGGUAAAGUUGUUCCUACAUGGGAUUAUGCUGCUGUCCAGGUCUAUGGUCGAGCCAAAAUCCAUUAUGCAAACAACGACGCCACGGGGUCGUUCUUGCAAAAGCAAAUCCAAGACCUUUCCGAGCAAGAAGAAAAGACGAUGCUUAAGCGAACGGGCAACGAAGGCGGCAGUACAUGGAAGGUCAGUGAUGCCCCUGAAAAGUAUGUGGAGAUUUUGAAAAAGGCGAUUAUCGGGGUAGAAAUCGAUAUCAAAAAAAUUGAGGGUCGAUUCAAAUUGAGCCAGGAAAAAAAUGGAGGUGACUGGCAAGGAGUAGUCAGCGGGUUUAGGAGCUUGGGCACGGAUGAAGGAAAUUCAAUGGCUGAGAUGGUUGAAGAGAAUGGUAAGAAGAGCUAGACAGUAGAGUGUUAUCGUCAAUUAUUCGAUUAGAGCUCAAUAUAUUUCUUGCCGCAGUCAGUUGAUACGCCUUACCAGAUACUCAUCCCUCUAUUGUUCCCCUGGCGCUAUUCAUACAUUUGGGAAGUUUGAAAUAGCCAUAAACGUCUACUAGUACCGGGCCACAGCAGGUUGUAUCGCAAUAUGCAACAAAGCUACUACUGCUGUUCAUAACUCUCC